AUGUUCGGAGACUGGUCAAACUUCAGGACGGAAACCCUCACAUUCAAGGUGGUAAACUUCAGUGGCUCCUACCAUGCCAUCCUCGGGAGGCCGUACUAUGCCAAGUUUAUGGCCAUAACCAACUACGUCUACCUCAAGCUGAAGAUGCCCAGACCAAAGGGCAUCAUCAUCCUCGCCUCCAAGAUCAUCGUGAAAGUGGACCUGGCGGAGAUCGAGAAAAACCUCCUCCCAACUGUCCCCGACUCCAGCAAGGGCACCACUGCGCCGGCAUUCCAGUCGGACGAGGAGACCAAGGAAGUAGAGAUCAACAGCAAUGACCCGACCAAGAAAGCACACAUUGGGGUGACCCUCUCCAGAUAA
Setaria italica (foxtail millet) is the source of this 360-nucleotide messenger RNA. RefSeq lists its product as uncharacterized. Lineage: Eukaryota; Viridiplantae; Streptophyta; Magnoliopsida; Poales; Poaceae. Bases 1 to 360 code for a protein of 119 amino acids. The transcript is spliced from 2 exons. The record is from RefSeq and is a predicted model, not a curated record.